Messenger RNA from Numida meleagris (helmeted guineafowl), 4704 nucleotides. RefSeq lists its product as uncharacterized. Lineage: Eukaryota; Metazoa; Chordata; Aves; Galliformes; Numididae. The record is from RefSeq and is a predicted model, not a curated record. The transcript has 8 exons. The coding region runs from base 1927 to 3540 and encodes 537 amino acids.
UUUUAUGAUGAGGAUUGCCUUCUUUAAAGCACAUGUGAACAUUGCAUGCUGACAAUAUGUAAUGGUCCUGUACUAUAUAAUAGUUCAAGCAUACGUCUUUUCUUUGUGCUCCUUUGCAGAGCAAAUAUUCGGCUUGCAUUGCUGCUUUGGCCUCAGCUCUGUCUUCCUGAGAGGCUUUGGCUACUGGGAUUUUUGCAGGGAACAAAUAAAUGAGCUUUGUUUAGGAUGGGCUGCUGUGUGGCUAGUUUGUGUUAGUUUGUCCAGCACUGGCAUUGACUUGAAGGCCUGGUAGGUGCUAGCACAGAUCCUUCCUUUGGCUCUCUUGAACUGUGGUACUGCCACGUGAAUUUCAAGUCCUGUGAGGAGAAAAGAGGCAUUGGGCAGAGGCCCUGUGCUUUGUUUGUGGCAGCCCUCACGCUGCCUACAGUGGGCUUUCAUUUGGGUAUAGAGGUGCCUCGUGCGACAUCUCCAGCCUCAGAAAUCCCUUUCUCUGUCGUCCCCGUGCACGGACAUUUGCAUCUCCGAAUCCAGUGGAGCUGCAGGUAACAAACCCUUCUCCCUGGGUGACGGUUUGCGCAGCUGGUGGUUGGCAGGGUGGGGCUGCUCGCUGGCACCAGGGUACGAGCUGUGCUGCAGGUGCUGCAGCCGCUCGGUGCUCGGAGGCUCUCCAUCUCUUGCAGCAGCUGCAGGCUUCCUCUGGUGCACAGGAGCUUUCAGGGCAAGAGCAGACAGGGUGAGUCUGUGAGCGGAUUCCUUUCCCUGCUUGGGGGGGGGGGAAGCUCGUUUCAAGGUGAGCCUUUUCUGGUUUGUUCUUAGGCUGGACAGGGGCUGGGGCUGGCUGUGCUGGAGCAGUACGCUUCUCAUUUAGGGCUGUCUUAACCUGCUCUGGGUGGGGGGGGCUGCCCUGCUCUGGAGGUUGAGAAACACCAGCCUGUAUUGUUUUCAGUCAUUCUGAAAGAGUGCCCUGGGAAUGCUAUCUGAGCUUAAAUCCUAAGGCAGAAGGGGAGUAUUUGGAAAACAGCCUUGGAGCCUGUUUGGAGUUAUUUCCGCAGUUUCCUUAUCUAAACUGGCAAAGGCUUUGCAAGGAAAAUGUCUGCUUCCAUUCAAUGUAGAGCAGAGUAUCUCAGGAAGCACCAAAGCAGGUAGAACUUCCCCAGCCACGGCGUGAGCAGUGCGAGGGGCCGGUGUUGGGAAGCGGUGGCAGACAACUGGAUUCAGAAUUCCAUGCAACGAGGAUGUGCGUGCCACCAUCCUGAGCUGGGCGGCUUCUUCAUUUACAACAGCAUCAGCAGUUUGCUGUGUGUGGUGCCAAGCUGGUGGCUGCUUGCAGCUCUGUGUUACCACACCAACAGCAGCACGUGGCCUCCCGGGGGGCUCCUGUUUGCCAGGGCUGGGCUGAGCCCUGGGUGCCCUGGGUCCAAGCCCAUGGGGAGAAGUGCUCCCACGAUCCCUCUGCGCUUGUUCAGCCUCCUCCUACUGCACCAAGGACUGGAAGGGCCUGGCCCUUGCUCCCUGAUGCCAGAUAAGGAUAACUUCUGCGUGAUGAGCCUGUCGAGACAACCUGGACUGCAAUUGUCUGAGGUGUUGGUGGGUGGUGGUACUGCCAGGCACAGCUACUGGGACAAAAUGUGGAAAUCCAGGUAGUUUGCACCUCAAGUGUCCAGAAUGAAGGGUGCAGAAUUUCUUAGCAGAAAGGUUAAAUAAAAAAUAAGGCUGGGGGGGGGGGUGGGAGAAGAGUGAAAGCUUCUUUUAUGUAACUUGUCCUGAUUUUGUCUCCGUACCUUGACCCCUGUUCUGUGCCUGCCCUGAGCUGGGGCAGCUCAUGCCACUGUGACAGUGACCACUGCAGUGGGACCGUCCCCUCUCACUGCCCAGUUCUGAUCGUGUCUCUCUGCCAGCUCCCGGCUGAGGUUGCUGCUGAGAACGAUGGCAGCUCACCGGCAGCUCCUCUCUGUGCAAGGCCUGCUGCUCUGUGUCUUGGCUCUGCACUUCUGCACCCCGGGUUCUGGGUUCACCAGGGCACCAGGGUUCACCAGGGCAGAGCAUAAAGUGGUCAGCACGUCCAUAGCCACCAACCACGCCUCAGUGGCUGCCACCAAAGCUUCAGUGGCCACCAAUAAGGCCUUGGUGGCUGCUGCCAACGCCUCGGUGGCCGCCUCCAACCAGGCACUGGUGGCCACCAACCAUACCUCAGUGUCUGCCACCAGUGCCUCAAUGGUCACUUCCAACCAGGCACUGGUGGCCACCAACCAGACCACAGUGGCUGCCACCAGAGCCCCAAUGGUCGCCUCCAACCAGGCACUGGUGGCCACCAACCAGACCACAGCGGCUGCCACCAGAGCCUCAAUGGUUGCCUCCAAGCGGGCAUUGGUGGUCACCAACCACGCCUCAGCGUCUGCCACCAGUGCCUCAAUGGCCACCUCUAACCAGGCAUUGGUGGCCACCAACCAGACCUUAGCGGCUGCUACCAGUGCCUCAGUGGUCGCCUCCAACCGGGCAUUGGUGGCCACCAACCAGACCACAGUGGCUGCCUCCAACCACACCUCAGUGACCACCACCACCACCUCAAUGGCCACCAGCCUGGCCUCAGUGGCUGCCAACGCUUCCAUGAACCAUACAGAACAAACCCCGCUCAGCUGCCAGAGCUUCCAGUGCUCCGGUGAGAGGUGUUACCAGGAUGAGGCCCACAGCAACGUGACAGCCCCCUGCCACAACGAGACCUUCUGCGAGCUUUAUCGUUUCUCCAGCACGAACUACACUGCCAGGUGUAGCAGCGUGUGCAGCACGGAGCUGUGCAGGACCAACGGCAGCGUGACCCCCCAGCAGUGCACCAUGGAGUGCUGCAACACCUCGCUCUGCCUGCAGCUCAAUGCAAGCUCCUAUGGUGACCUACCCCCUGCAACCAUGCCGCCCACGACCACUGUCACCACCACCACCCCGCGGCCCCCGCCACGAAAUGGGAAAAUCUGUGCAGCGUUCUCCUGCCAUGGGGAUGGAUGUUUCAAAGGCAAGAAGGGCACAGCUAAAUGCUUUGUGGGGCACGACUUCUGCGAGGUAUGGCUUGGGACAGGACAGGUGGGAUGUGCUGGAGCCCGUGUGCAUCCCCUCAAUGCAAAUGCCAGAGGCUGGGCAGGACCAGCAGGCCCAUCUCUCUCCUCCUUCCAGCUGAAGAAGACAGGCUUCAAUUACGUGGCAGGAUGCAGCAAAGCCUGCAAAGCUGCCAAGCCCGUCUGCACCCAGGGGGUGAAGGCUGCCUGCUACCAGGAGUGCUGCCCCGCCACCCCCAAGGGCAGCUGCCUGAAGCUGGAUGGCAAAGUUCACGUUAAUGGUGCCGGGCAGGCAGCUGUGUCCCCGCUGCUGCAGCUCCUGGCAUGUGGGGCAGCCCUCCUCCUGAGCCGUAGGGCCCCCGCUCCCCUCCGCAGGUGCUCUCCACCGUGCAUCAUCCCCAGGAGCUGCAAGCUGCAGCAUCGUGCCUCUGUGCUGCGGGGACGGCGGAUGCUGCAAGGACAGAACUCAGGUGUAGGAGCCAGAGGGUGCUGAGCCAGCUUGGAACACAAGGCACAGCACAAGUGUAGUUACAAUGUGCUUGCAGUGCAGCUGUCUGGACGCCCACUUAGUUUCUAAAUAAUACCUCCCGGCCCAGUAUGCAAAACCAUUGCCUCUGUUUCAUCUCCAGUUCUUAGGCAGGAAAACGGGGCUGAGCUAAAAGCGCCUUAUGUUAGAUCAUCCUGCUUCGUAUCUAUGAUUCUCUAUGGGUAAAGGUAGAGCAGAGACACGAGCAUGAGUCCGUAAUGGGAGCUGGCCCCCUGCGCUCCCAGCCCCCUCCCAUGUCCCAGGCAGCUGGUCAUGGUUCGUGGUGCUACUGUGCAAACACAUCCUGUCCUCUUACUGCUCUCUUUUAAGAAAAAAAAUAAUAAAGAAGCAUCAGUCCCCUGGGUCGAUGUCGGGCUCCAGGGGGACGUGGUGGGAAGGGGGUCCCAGCCAUGGGGCUGCACUGGAGCAGCAGCAGGCCAGCUUUGCUGCAAGCCCCACGCAGCCAUCUCCAGCCCUUCCAUGCCACAGUGCUGCCUCAUCUGCCCGCAGUGCUGCUGCUCCAAAGCCACAGCAGGGGCUGGGGCGCGUUGUCACGUCAGCACAUCAGCAGAAAGUGACAACGCGAUGGAACUCGAAGAUAUUUCUGUUUCAGGCCCGGCUCGCAGCACCACGUUUCUUGGAAGAGGAGCGCUUUGGAGUUUGCAGCAGAUAUUGCUCGCUGUUCUCCUUUCGUUUCCUCUUUGCAGUCUUUUGUCUGCUCUGCCCUGCUGCUGAGAAGGGAGCAGAAAGCAGAGGCCGCUGCUUUUUCCAUGCCUGCUCCAUUUUGCUGUUACUUCUCCAUCAGCGGAAAGAGCUGACUCAGGCCGAGCUCCCCUGCUCGGCACGUCAACGUCUGCUGACAUUUCCCAGCACCUGCUUACACACUCCGCUGCGAUUAUUUGCAUAAUUAAAGCUCGGAAGUCAGCUGGGUCACGGCAUUUAACAACAAAUGCCAGGUGCUACUGCAAAAAAAGAGCCCCUCCUGAGGGCGGUAGGAAGUUAGCUGCUCUGCCUUGCUGCGGGCCCGGCCCCUCCCGCUCAGGACACGCAAUGCUCUCAGCCCGGGGACGCUCCGUGCCCCCUCCAACCCCCCCCCCCCCAUCCCGCCCGUAUUCCGCUUCUGCCCAGCGU